AUGUCCGCCGAGAUAUUCGCAGCUAUCGAUGAAAAACUAUCAGAUACCACCACAGCCACCACAGAAUCAGUCUUACCUACCACCAUCCACCACAAACCCUUACCAUACUGGCUAGUCAAUGUACCGCGCGACCAAUGGCCAUCAUCAUGUCCCGCGUUCCUCAAGGGACAAUCUGAUAAGAAUAUCAGUAUACUGGCUACACCGGACGAGGAGUAUCAAUGGAUUGGAUGGGAGAGGGUUAAGGAGUUAGUUCGAACGAAUGAUAUUGGAAAGUUUCAGCGUCUACCGUCUGAUCUGAGGAGAUAUUUGGAGUAUAUGUUUCAUCUUAAGCAGAAAUACGGCUCGAUUAUGGAGUUUGUGCUUGCUGAGCGAUUACAUUGGGAUCAAACCGACCUGAAACCGACGGGUGAACCGUUUAAAUAUGAUGAUGAUCUCAAGAUCCUGUACAAUGACUGGCCGUACGGUCUCGAGAAAGGGAUCGUUCAUCUAGUCAUCUGGACCAAGUUUGAGCUUGAAGAAGAUCCUGGUACCGGUCUUUUGACGGAGUCCAUGUGGAAGAAGAUUGAUGAUUAUGUGGACAGAGUCUUUCGGUCUCGUAUGCCGGCUGAUCAGAUUGUAUGGUUCAAGAAUUGGAAGUCUCUCAAGUCUAUACAUGCGAUUGAGCAUUUCCACGUCAUGUUGAAUAAUCCAGAUCCGGAAUUCAUCGAGGAAAUCACUAAUGGGGAUGUUCCUUUGGUGGAAAAGAUGACGCAGGGAAGAGCUCUUUAGCCUUGCCAUCCACAUCUUCUGUUUCUCAUAGCCAGCUGGUUUCGACUGUUGUUCCCAUUAGCAUAUAGAAGAAUACAUCAAUAUUUUCACUGUAAAAGAAGACCGAAACCCUUCAACCGGCCAAAGGCAUCUACGUAAAUCCGUAGUUAUAAACG
Talaromyces stipitatus ATCC 10500 is the source of this 923-nucleotide messenger RNA. RefSeq lists its product as uncharacterized. Gene Ontology annotation, biological process: N-acetylglucosamine metabolic process. Bases 1 to 768 code for a protein of 255 amino acids. Gene Ontology annotation, cellular component: cytoplasm. Lineage: Eukaryota; Fungi; Ascomycota; Eurotiomycetes; Eurotiales; Trichocomaceae. The record is from RefSeq and is a predicted model, not a curated record. The transcript has 4 exons.